AUGAUUGAAAUAUGCAACGCAUCCGAGAAAGCAAAAUUUGAAAGUAGUUUGGCUGAGUUGAAAAGUUAUAAGGAUAACUUUGAAUUAUUUUUUGAAAAGGAACGAGAAAUCUCUGAGCUUUACAAUAAAGAAGUAAGGGAGAAAGAAGCUGAGCACGCGGAAUUAGAACGACGAAAGCAAGAAAAGCUUCUACAAUUAAAUGAACAAAAAACCAAAGAAGUCAUCGCUAUUGAAAACGAGUGUGACGCGAUAGAACGUGAAUGUUCUAUUUUGACGAAAAGGAAUAAGGCCAUAAUGUUAAAAAUUCGACGUAAGCUUAUAGAAGCAGAGGAAACACGAAGAAACCUUUCGAAAAAAACA
Brenthis ino (lesser marbled fritillary) is the source of this 360-nucleotide messenger RNA. The record is from the annotation of a GenBank genome assembly. NCBI's taxonomy places the organism in Eukaryota, Metazoa, Arthropoda, Insecta, Lepidoptera, Nymphalidae.